Sclerotinia sclerotiorum 1980 UF-70 is the source of this 198-nucleotide messenger RNA. RefSeq lists its product with no specific name. The record is from RefSeq and is a predicted model, not a curated record. The transcript is spliced from 2 exons. NCBI's taxonomy places the organism in Eukaryota, Fungi, Ascomycota, Leotiomycetes, Helotiales, Sclerotiniaceae. Bases 1 to 198 code for a protein of 65 amino acids.
AUGAUACUGCGGUUGUUGGCCGCUCUUGGAAUAAGUGCUGCCCGUAAUACUCCCCGAACUCCAUUUGUGCUGGAAUCAUGCUUUGCAUUAGCGGAUGUUUCUUUAGCCCUAGGUAUGGAAGAUGUCGAGGAAAUAUCUCGUUCCAUAACUAUGUACUCCCGUAAUACAUCGAUAAUCGCAAACGAGCCUUCAAAGUAA